GGGCCAGCUUGCAGAUUGAAUCCGCAGAUCCGAACGAGAUGCAAAUCCUGGGUCAUCACCUGUCAGAGGCUAAGCUGGAAGACAAGACAAUGUAUUUGGCUGGUGGCUGUGACCAGGACUUUCAAGGUGAUGAAUGGUGGGCGGACUUUGCUUGGUUCAUCAUGAAGGAAGAUCUGAAUUCGAAAGAGGAGGACAAUUUGGAUUUGAGAAAACGCUUAGACGGACUGGAGCAGCAGGUUGCCAUGCUGAAGGAAGAACUUGCCAUGGUCAAAGGAGUCAAAGCCCAGGAGACACCCAGGAGCUCGUGCCGUUCAACCACCGCUCCGCAGUCGCCAGAGGAAGACUUGCAAACCAAGUGCGUGCAGCGCUUGGACGAGGCACAUGGUUUUCCAAUCAAUGAGGACUGGAGACUGGAGAUGCCGUGUGGGUUGCAAGAUACAAACAGGACGCAGUUCGACCAGUUCGACAUCGACCUGGAAUACGAGUCCAAUUGGGAAAGACCUGUUCAAAUGAAACAGGGCAGUGUAGAGAGCCUUGAUGAUUUGCCUCCGGAGUUGCUACCUCGUCUCCUGCAAUUCCUUCCAGUGAAAGAACUGGUCCGAGAUGGAACGCGAGCAGUUUCCCACUUCUUCUCAAGCAAGAAGGUAUGGGUGGCUCAUCUUUACAACCUGGUGGACAUUGAAUCCCUCCAUCUUCAUCACGAUGGGACGAAACACGCCGUCUUGGAAUGGCGAGAAUAUGAGAAGAUCAUGGUAGAGCAUGGCGAUGAUGCUGCAAAGGAACAUUUGGCUGAUGGUUCCGAAGAAUUGUUAGGUUUGGAUAUCUGGGUGAGGGGGCUUCACAGAUGGCACAAGAUCGAGCCUGAACUUACCUUUCGUUUCCAGCAGAUCCUUGCACAGCAGCUUAUGCUCGAAGUGGAGUCAACCCCCACCGGACCAUUGCUGCUAGCGACGACUAGUCUUCUUGGACGCGUUUGCUUGAGCCCUGCUGGUGAGUUGCGGUUGUCUAUAGCAGAGGCUAUUUUGGCACCACUGGCCCAUCACAACUUGGAGCCCAGGAUGUGUCAGAACUUUCUCAGAAUCCUGGCAUACUGCCGCUCUGUCUUUCACUGUCUUGACAUAGAUUUCUUAGCAAAAUUUGCCAGAAUAUUCACCAACUGGGAAGAUGAUGGCUUGACAAGGGAGGCUUUGACGCUAGCUCAAGACCUGGCAUACUCGAUCCUGCUGGAUGAUCAACUGGAACUGGUGACUGACAGCAUCGCCCUCCUUGGGCGCCACCCUGCAGAGGCGCAAAGGCUUCACAAGUUGUUGCAAAACUGCUAGGAUACUGCUCGGUUUCUAUGACUUACGCGAGUGCAUUUGAAGACCCCUACACUGCUUUCGAGGAAUCGACGGUCAUGCUGGAUGAUCUUUUGGCAAUUCUUUUUGAAACCAUUGAAUUUCGAGAGCGAAUCGAUGCAUAUUCCGGGAAGUUCGUUCCCAGCACAAGCACAAGUUGAUCCUUUCAGACCUUUUGCAGCCCUUCUUGCUGGAACACCAAUAUCUUGAAAUGCGCUGGACGAAUCUCACCGGGGUCGUCCAUAGCACACAAGGAGUUGUAUUUGGCUCAAACGCGUUUCAGCUACAAACCUUUGUUGGGCUUGUGAGUGGCCGAAGAAAGAAGCUCACGCCCCAUUGGUGGAGAGACUGCGUUGGAGCCAGAACCAGGGUUUCCAA
Cladocopium goreaui is the source of this 1715-nucleotide messenger RNA. Lineage: Eukaryota; Dinophyceae; Suessiales; Symbiodiniaceae. The record is from the annotation of a GenBank genome assembly.